AUGUCCCAAGAUACAUCCUCGGGGGAUAACCCCGUCCCGAAGUUGUGGUGGAUCAUGGUGGGCGGCAACAGCCUCGCUUCAUCCCCAUCUUGGAACCGAUUUCUCUCCAUGACAGCCGAACGGAACAAGGUAAGUCGGGACGCAAAGAAAGAGAAGACGGGUUUCAAGGAGGCUCAGAAAGCUGCGAAAGAAGAGCUUGAAAGAGCCAAGAAAACGUAUAAGGAGACAUUCGCCGGCGGAGUGACGGCCUGGAGGGAGCGGAGCCGUGGAGCAGAAACCACUGCUAACGGAACCGGACCUGGGACCGGUCCAGAUCCCGAGCAGCGCACCGAGGAGACGACCACUGCUGGACAAAACAGGCCCGAGGGAGAUGGCUGA
Molecule: messenger RNA, 378 nt
Organism: Colletotrichum abscissum
Lineage: Eukaryota; Fungi; Ascomycota; Sordariomycetes; Glomerellales; Glomerellaceae
Exons: 1
Coding region: 1-378 (125 amino acids)
Source: RefSeq, a predicted model, not a curated record